UGAUCGUGACAUAUGUCACUUGUGGGACGUGGAACGUCACUACAAGGGGGCAGCGGGAGGCGAGGAAGACUCCAGCGCCGCCAUAUUCGGAUUGGACCGCGACAACAACGCACGCGCGUAACGAGCGCGUCGUCCUAACGUCAAAAUGACGACAUUUAUAUUCAAUUUGUAAUUUCUCUCUUAAUAAUUCAUUAUAAUAUGUGAAGUUGUUACUGGCGGUUUUACUUCAUGAAGAUCCCUAAACACCUGUCUCAUCGGCGUAAGAAGCUGCGGCAGCGACUCUUCCCUGCGGGAUUGGAGCGAGAGGAGAGCGUCGGCAGAGCGGUCGAGACGGGCCUUAACAUGGCGACCGUGACAGGACAAAGAAUCCAACAAUCUUCGGGUACAUCUUCUGAGGUCUAAGGCGAUCCAGUAGUAAUCAACAUCUACAAUAUGGACAUGGAUACAUAAUUUCUACAAUGUGAACUACGAAGAAUGUGAAGAUAACGCGGCGCGGCAUGAUUAAAAUGGAAGUAAGCCCAAUUUUGGUAUAAAAAUAAUAAUUUAAAGUCACUUAUUUCGUGAAAACGUUUCAGUGGGUUUCAGAUUGCUUCGUUUUGGGUGAUCAGUGUGCAUAUGCCUCUUAUAAUUUCGUAAUAAGCUAUGUGAGCUUCUUGGUCGGCGUCGUCCGCCAUUUGCAUAUGCAUCUUUUCAUUUCUGUUUGCCGCGUUUGCAUAACGUAAAAUUUCAAUUCCAUGUAAGUUCUAUGUCCAAAUAACUAAUACAUAUAACCUACAACUUUGGCUUGGAUAGUGUUUCUAAUAGUGUUUUUAUUUGUUAAUUUUAAUUUUAUUUGCACGAAGUACUAAGGUUUGUCAUGACCCUAGGUUGCCUAUCUGCUGUCCAAGCAAGUAACCUACUCUGCUUCUGCAAGCACUAACCAAGCCGCUGUUGCUUAUUUCUAAUAUGUAGCUAUGUACCAUCUGUGAAACAAUCAGGCAGGUCGUAAGCAAACUAAUGUUUUUGUACUUUGUGUACCAAACUUAUUCUAUUAUGCCACCAACGGUGAAACAAUCCAUUUAGGGGCACACAAUAAUUAAUUCUUAAAUUUUAUGUUGCCAUCGGUGAAACAAUCCAUUUAGGUACAUAAACUAUUUCUAUAAUGUUGUGCUACCAACGGUGAAACAAUCCAUUUAGGAGCAUACAAUAAUUAUAAUUUUAUGUUGCCAUCGGUGAAACAAUCCAGCUAGGUACAUAAAAUAAUAAUUCUUAAUUUUAUGUAACCAUUGGUGAAACAAUCCAGCUAGGUACAUACAUAUUAACUAAUACUUUAAAGCUAUGGUGAAACAAUCCAAAUAAUAUAGCACAAAACAUUUAAUUUAUAAUUUUUAAAGCUAUGGUGAAACAAUCCAAAUAAUAUAGCAUAAAACAUUUAAUUUAUAAUUUUUAAAGCUAUGGUGAAACAAUCCAAAUAGUAGUCUUUAAGUUUCUUUAAUUAUUCUUUAGCUAUUAGGUGAAACAAUCCAAAAUAAUAGCACAAUUAUAAUUUUAUUUGUUAUGCAAUAAAUUUUAUGUUGUCAUUUGUCAUUAUUGCAUAGUCAUACUAAUAUUCUAAUCUUAUUCAACUUGUUUAUAAGUUAUUUCAUAAGUUGCUAAGCACUUAUUCUUCAUGCUAAGUCCCUAAUAGGGUAGGCAGAUCUUAUAGUCUUUAAAUUAAUGUGAAACAAAUAUUGAAGUGUUCUGCUGAACAUAUUUCAGAGUCGCUGAGCUACAACCGUCUUCGGGGUCCACACCGGGGUUCGGCUUAUACGCAGCGCGUGAGAGUGAGUGACACCGUGGCACAGCUGCGCUCUGCACUGCACUGCACUCCACUGCGCGUGAUUCGUCAACACCGCGUCCAUUGCCGCUUUGCAAUACAUUGCGGCGCAUAUGGUUUAAUUUUUAUAUUACUAUUUUUGCGUUGUCUGUUCAACUUGUCUAUCUGUUGUCACUUCCAUAACGUAACGUAGUCAUUAUGGAAGGCGAAUUGAAUACUUUAAUUAGACAAAGAAGCUCUAUAAAGGCAAGGAUAACUAUUUUUCAUAAAUAUGUGGACAGUAUUAAAUUAAUUGAAACUAGUAAACUUGAUAAAGUAAUGCUAAGUGAAUUACAAUUGAAAUUGUCUCGAUUUCAAGAACUUUUUGUAAAGUUUGAUGAUAUUCAAUCUAAAAUUGAAAUUUAUGCUACUAAUAUUGAGGAACAAAUGCUGGAACGAGACAAAAUUGAAGAUUGUUUUUGUAAAUUGAUUUCUUUGGCGCAAAAUAUUUGCGAUCAGUAUAAUGUAGUUGAAGAAGUAAGGCACCCGCGUUCCGAGUCAGGUCACGGCAGCUGCCACUCUUCAAAUAAUAAUUGUAACAUUAAACUGCCAACUAUUAAACUACCGACCUUUGACGGUAAUUAUUUAAAAUGGCUCGAGUUUCAUGAUUCAUUUGAUACUUUGAUAAACAAAAAUGAUUCUGUCCCAAAUAUAAAUAAAUUUCACUACUUGCGUUCCUCACUGGAGGGCGCUGCAGCAGUUGUUAUUAAAUCAAUUGAAUUCACUGCUAAUAAUUAUAAUUAUAAAUCUGCUUGGAAUCUUCUUUGUGAGCGGUUUAAUAACAAACGAAUUUUAACAAAUAAUCAUAUCAAAUGUUUAUUUAAUUUUGAUCCCAUCACAAAAGAAUCUUACAAAUCAUUAAGAUACAUGAUUGAUUAUUAUUCAAAGAAUUUAAGUGCAUUGGAACAGUUAGAGGAACCCACGGAACACUGGGAUACCUUAAUUAUCUUUAUGAUGGCAUCAAAACUGGACAGUGCUACAGCACGCAAGUGGGAGGAGCACAAAAGUAAUCUUGAAAAAUCACCAACUCUUAAAGAAUUUAUUAAGUUUUUGCGCUCUCGUGCUGACGUUUUGGAAACCAUGCAGUACAACCACAACAGUGGGGCUGCAAGGAAUGAAAAACAAAGAUUUACAAAAUCUUUUGUCGCUUUAUUUGGCGAUAAUACAAAUUAUAAAGAAUGUAUUAUAUGUAAACAAUCUCAUCUUCUAUACCAGUGUACUAUAUUUAAAGAAAUGUCGUUGGAAGAUAGGUUGGCUCAUGUCUCAAAGUUCAACUUGUGUAAGAACUGUCUUCGUACAGGGCACCGACCUGCACAGUGCCGUCUAGGUCCGUGUCGCUUCUGUAAGAAAAAACAUAAUUCUUUGUUACAUAAAUCUAAAACAAAUACUAAUAAAUAUAGGUUGUCGCACUUACCUGUUGCUUCCGCCGUUGCCAGCCACGUCGCUGGUGCCGCCGCCGCAGUGCCGCCGUCGCCUGCUGUCGCUGAGUCGUCGUCGCCUGCCGCCGCGGUGUCGCCGUCGUCUUCUUUGUCUCUUUCUGCGGCAACGCCGGGACAGGUGCUCCUUUGUACCGCUGAGGUGGAGUUAGUAGACCUGAAAAGUAAUAACACUUACCCUGCUAAAGUGCUGCUAGACAGUGGAAGUCAAUCUUCUUUUAUAACUGAAAAAAUGCAAAAUAUAAUGAAUCUUGAUUCCAACAAUGUAAGACCAAUGCCGGUCUCUGGAAUCAAUAAUAGUAAAACAAGUGUAAAUAAAGUCUGUAAUUUACGAAUAAAGUCUAAGGUCAACUCAUUCCACAUUGAUUUGUCGUGUCUUGUCAUACCACAAAUUACUAAUCAACUACCUAAUGUGGAAAUUGACCCCUCGCGUCUUAACAUUCCUAAUAAUGUUCUACUGGCGGACCCGGGCUUCUUUCGUCCCUCCGAGAUACAUGUUCUUUUAGGGGCAGAUGCCUUUUGGGAAGUCGUGGAGUCGCAGCAAAUUAGACUUGGGCGAAACAAACCCACUCUUCAACAAUCUAUGUUUGGCUGGCUUGUCGCCGGCCCGACGAGUGUAAACCCUACUGUUACUAAUUGUCAUGUACAAUGCUAUUUCUCUCGAGAUAUACCAAAGUCUUUUCCUAAAUUGUGGAAAUCUAAAGAUGGAUUUUCUUCAUCAUCUAAAGUGUAUAAGAAAAGAUUUUAACUAAUGUAAAUAUAUCUUGUCAUCUGAGUAGGUGGUGAAUGUUCUAACACCUCAUAAAGUUAUUUUACCUGAAACAAUGGUUAGUUUGUUAAUACAAGUUUAUACUAUUUUAUUACAAACAUUCUUAUAUAACUAAAAUUACAAAUACUAAUAUACUUAUUAUAAUAAUUUAUGUCUAUGUCUUAUGCUUUUAUAAACGACUUUAAAAUAAUAAAAUAAAUAAUUAAACUAUACUACUGCUACUAAAGUUUAAAUAAAAAGUAAAUAAUUUACUUACCUUAUAGACAACAUGUCUUAGCGGGAAUCUUAUUUUGUUAAAGAUGUCCACGUAUUUCAAACAUAAUAUAAAUCACUAUAAAUACUUAUAAUUUACAUCAACCUCGUGUCACUCUUAGACUUGCUGCACCGACUUUGUUAUAGUCCUUCUAUUUCUCCAGCCGCAAGUGGCGUGUAGUUAAAAUAUCGAAAUGUUGCCUUUGUAUACAUUUGUCUGUUUUUCUACCUAAGUACAAUCAUACUUUGCCUUUGAAGAUUUAUAGCGCGACGUGGAAAGCCACGCACUAUUUUCUGUGACAAUGAAAAUAAUUUCAUAGGUACAAUAAUAGGUGAGUUGAACAGACUAGCUCAAAGUUGUAACCGUGAGGUUGAUGAAUUUACGUGCGGUGAGGGCACUGUUUUUCAAUUUACGCCUGUGUAUUCGCCUAAUUUCGGUGGGAUCUAGAGGGCGGAUGUUAAAUCGACAAAUUCCGUUUUAUUAUUACGAGUAGCUGGCAACACGAGUUUACCAUCUAUGUACACUGAUCUCUCAAAUCGAGGCAAUCUUAAACUCGUCUGUUGACCCGUUGUCAGCUGACCUUUAGGUUUGACAUUCUUAACGUAUGGGCACUUCUUACUUGGUCGUCCACUAACGUCGAGUCCUUCACCAACCAUCGAGAAGAUAUGCUUCAAUCGAUACCAACUCCUAGAACGUCCCGUCAGUACUUCUAGAGCAGGUGGACCAUGGAGUACCUGUCUCAAUUACAAACGAGAACGAAGUGGAAAACUCCGGGACAUAGCUGCGACGUCAGUGACCUGAUCGUCGUCAAGGAAGACAAUGUUCCACCCAUGAAGUGGGUCAUGGGACGCAUCAAAGUUCUUCAUCCUGGACCUGGACCUGCAUCAGCCGCGUUGCUGAUAUUCUAACUUCAAAGGGCAUGAUAAGGCUGACACUAACCAAAGUGUGUCCGCUGGUGCCUAGAGAUUCUCAUGAGCUCCUUGAAAGCCAGCUUUCAAGGGGGGGGAGCAUGUUAAUGAUCGUGACAUAUGUCACUUGUGGGACGUGGAACGUCACUACAAGGGGGCAGCGGGAGGCGAGGAAGACUCCAGCGCCGCCAUAUUCGGAUUGGACCGCGACAACAACGCACGCGCGUAACGAGCGCGUCGUCCUAACGUCAAAAUGACGACAUUUAUAUUCAAUUUGUAAUUUCUCUCUUAAUAAUUCAUUAUAAUAUGUGAAGUUGUUACUGGCGGUUUUACUUCAUGAAGAUCCCUAAACACCUGUCUCAUCGGCGUAAGAAGCUGCGGCAGCGACUCUUCCCUGCGGGAUUGGAGCGAGAGGAGAGCGUCGGCAGAGCGGUCGAGACGGGCCUU
Molecule: messenger RNA, 5647 nt
Organism: Pectinophora gossypiella (pink bollworm)
Lineage: Eukaryota; Metazoa; Arthropoda; Insecta; Lepidoptera; Gelechiidae
Exons: 2
Coding region: 1994-4018 (674 amino acids)
Source: RefSeq, a predicted model, not a curated record